Messenger RNA from Symbiodinium sp. CCMP2592, 4110 nucleotides. The record is from the annotation of a GenBank genome assembly. Lineage: Eukaryota; Dinophyceae; Suessiales; Symbiodiniaceae.
AUGCCGGCUGAAGAAGCGUUGGAUCCAUUUAGCAAAUGGACGGUCACCGAAGAGAGAAGAACCUCCAGGCUUCAUCUUCGCAAGCAGAGGCUUUCAAAGUCGUUGUCGGCUGCCGCAGUGCUGAGCACCGCGGGGAAGGGGAAGCCUCGGCCAGCUGCAGGCGCCCCAGUGGUCCACGCUGAAGGAGGAGGCGAUGGCAGCCUGCAAGGUGAAAGCUCGGCGGAUACCCCGAGCAGGAGGCCGAGCAAAGAAGCAGACGGCGGAUACGCGACCUUCAAGGCUCGCUUUGACAAACAGUAUGCGCAGCAGCAGCGGAUCAGCUGCCUGGCACUGAACCGCCGCCAGCGAGUGGUUGCAGAGACCCUGCAGGAGGCACGCGACUCCUGGGAGCCAGACAAUCGCCUUGCCGCUGCAGCUGCAGCAGAGGCGGAGGAGAUCGCCAGACUCUUCCGAACGCCUGCGGCACAGAUGGCGAGCUGCUCGGAUCUCGCGCGCCCCAGGGUCCUGGAGUCCCCGGAGGAGCCGGAGGAGGCACCUCAGGAUGUUCGCUCCUGGGCAGAGCAGCAGGCCCGCGUCCGCGCUUUGGCCGAGCCUCGGCCCCUGCCCCAACGGCCCGAGCCACCUCCAGCACCGUUGAGGAGUGCAGCCGAGCAGCAGCGGCACUGUGCAGAGCUAGCGCAGCCCAGGGCUGUCACCGAGCCGAUGCCAGGAUCAACUGCUGCCUGGCGAGAGGAGCUUGCCUCGCGUGCAGCUGCCAUGGUGCCGGAAGAGGUGCAGGCUGCACGAGCGCUGCUGGCCUCGAUGCGUUCACGGCCGCGCUCGGCGCCGCGGAGACGGCCUUCGUCAGCACAGGCAGCGAAGCCCGACGAAGCUGUUUCAGAGCAGCUGGCGGAGCUGAAAUCCAUGGUUGAAGAGGUCCUGUGGGUCGUGCUUUUGCAGGUACGCAGCUGCCCGAAGCCUCAGAACUUCACCGGGACGGGGCCGGUGCCCAGCGGACUGGGAGCUGUUGCUCUCGAGGAGCGGCUCGGCAGCCUCCUCACAGCGCAAGUGGGGCCCGCACUUCGACCGGUCGCGAAGCGCCUUCUCGGCCCCGGUCAGGGCCUGCCCCGGCGGCUGCGUGCGGAGUUUCCAAAGUUGGCGAGGCACCUGGGCUUCCGCGAGUCGGAGGACCCAGAGCCACUGCCAACGUUGUGGCAGCAGGAGGCGACGGCGACACCUCUGAUGCCAUACUUCGGCGAGGGCCCGAGGUCUGUUCAGGCGAGCUUCGGUGUCGAAGCGGAUACAACGUUCUUGGACAUGCCUGUGUCCAUGCAACGCAAGGGGCAAGGCCACAAGAGCCACACGGUUCAGCCAAGUCUCACUGCAGCCAACAGAUCGUGCAUACCUCAAUUCGAUGCUGGCGAGGGCACUGGCCCAGUGGAUGCCCACCCUAAAGGGGAUCUUGGCAAGUCUGACCGCAAUGGCAGAGUCCGGCAGAAGGAGUGCCAGGGCUUCGUACCUUCCCUCCCUCCAGACCAGCUCAAGCUCAUGGCGUCUGGAGCUCAUUUGUCUCACCUUGUUUGCCAGGCCAGUUCCAGUGACCUUGGGCGUGCGAUGCCCUUUCCGGUGUUGCUUCUCUUGCCUGUCGUGAUUCGGGCUCGGCUUCAAGAUCUUGACCUUGGCCUCCUCGACGUGAUCGCAGAAGUGGCAAUGACGGAUGCGGGCGAUUCGGAUGCUGUGAUCAGCUUCUCAGGCAACGCCUACGAUCCCACCGUCUACCUCUCUGGCACAAAGCCGAAGCAGAAGGUGGUCGAUGUUUUCACCGAUGGUGCAUUGAAAGCCAAGAUCGAUUUUGCAACCGUGGGUGGCCACUUGGAACAGAUGAUGCACGUCAAGGGAGAAAGCCACGGUGAGGGUGCGCUGUGGGACAUGGCUCAAUCAGAGCGCGUCGUGCGCUUGAGCCUCGGGGAGAAGCACUACGACUACGAGAAAGGUCACUGCAAGUCCUGGUCCGGCUUGCGGCCUCAGGUGCCGCCAGAGCAGCCGGGCACGUACACGACCGUCUUCACCAGAGAAGGUCUCCAAGCUGCCCAGAUUCCGUCGGGCUUUGAUACGAGGCUAUCCGGGUGGCAGCAGGACUCAGCUUUGCAAUGCCUGGUGUCCAAAUACUCGCCCAGGGCACUGGCGCACUUCGUUCGGAGGUUCCACAGCGGGGUCGAGGCGGAGGCUCUGCGCUUGGAUCGAUCCUGUGCGCACUUGGCUCUCGAGGUGUUGAACUUUUUUCCGGACCCCGUUUGGGCUGCCAUCUGCCUGACCGACGAUCCUGCCGAAGCGUUGGAGGGCAACCUGAACCAGGCCACCAUCUGCCUCCGUGGCUUUCGCCACACGACCAGCUGCCUGGAGGAGCCUGGCCUCUCCAAAGCUGGAACUCUGGUGGUCUGCACUCUCUUCUUGGGCGGCAGCUCCGUGGACCUGAUCCGCUGCCCUGGCUUCAGCCGCAUGGAGGUGGGAGAGCACGUGCUAAGGGGAAGCUACGUUGGAGAUCCGAUGCUCCGCUUUCUGCUUGCAUCGUCCUUGUCUGUCGGUUGUGCGAAGUUGGAAAGCCUGCUGGACAUGACCAGCCGUGGGGAUACUGGUCCUGAGGUGCUCAUCCCGACCACGCGCGGAAGCCACUAUGCCAUGGAGCCGUGGCAAUGGGAGGAGCGCGGAGCUCCGAUGGAUGGCACUGGCCACGAGCUUCAGAUAGCAGAGGAAGGCGAAGGUGGCCCGGCAGCAAUCUGGUUGGACGCUGGAGUUCUGGACCCUUCGGAGGCAGAGAGCGCUGGAGGUCAAUUUCUGCAGCGUCUUGUACCGGGGAACCAUCAGGCUUUUCGCAUAGCCGGAGGGCAUCCACGUGGACUUCAGCAAGCCUUCGAUGAGUACCACGGCGGUCGUGCAAUCGCAAAAAUGCCAGAAAGGGUCACGGCUUUCGGUCGAAGGCAGCGUCCAGAAGGUGAUGGUCUUGGCGCGCCAAGCCACCGGCAAACCGCGGAUUCGUCAAACGACGAGGAGAGCGGGCAAGAUGCGAUCGUGCAUUUCGAUUGGGAGCCUGGGCAGCUGGCGAAGGGACAUUCGGCCGAGUCUGCCUGGGCCACCGACGCCGCAAAGAAGGGCCAGGUCGCGAUCAAGAUCAUUCGCGAUGUCAAGCAGUUUAGAGAGGCUGCUCAAGUGGAGGCAGAGGUCUUGACGACAAUUCGUGCAGCUGACCCGUGGGGGCAAUUUCGUUGCUGCUGGAUGCACGCCACGCAUCACGAGUUCUCCGACUUCUGGUAUGAUGAGGGAAGCAAGGAACCCCUUCUUCGAUUGAAAUUGGGACAGGACACGUCUGUGUCAAAACAGGGGGCAAAAGACUGUUGUGGGAUCCUCGGACUUACCGGUGCACUGGAGAACCCAACAUAUGUGAAGAGGGUAAGUCUACGAGUGGAGUGUGACGAGGCGGAGGUCCUCUCUUAUCCUUUGAGGGAAAGCAGCACCAGUACUAUUCACUAUCUGGCACGCAGACGUGCAGAACAGAAGCCCCGGACGAAGGAAGAGGCGACGGCAGACAAACCGGUCGAGGAGGCCAAGACCGGGGCGAAGAGCAAAGUGAAGAGGUCACAGUCCCAGGUCAGCGAGGCCCUUCAGCCACCUUCCUUCAGCCGACGCAGACCUACGCCUGGCGAAACUGCUGUCGCUUUCCUUCCGUAUGCUGCCAGUGAGGUCUCGUCACUGCAGAGCGGCUGGAGGCAAGACUACUGGACGGAGCCCAGUCCGCUCUUUACGCAGGGCCUGCUGUCCCAGGAUGUCAGAUAUGCGACAGAAUGUUCGCCAUGCAAGUGUGUUAUCAAGGAGGCAGCGCUUCCACCGUCUGGAGACAGGCAAAAUGCACAGGAAUUGCAGCAGCAGCAGCGCCUUCGAUGGCUGGACUCCCUGAUCAAGCAAGAAGAGGAGGGGCUCCCUUUCCAGCGACACUCCAUGUCCAAGGUGAAUGCCCGUGUCUUUCCAGAGAAGUUGCUCAACCAGCACCCCUGGUCACACAAGUGGCUGCCAGGCCGAGACUGCGCUCAAUUGCAGCCGCUUGUGAAGGCGAAAGAGCGAGCAGCUGCCGCGUGA